This is a messenger RNA of Nematostella vectensis (starlet sea anemone), 1091 nucleotides long. RefSeq lists its product as uncharacterized. NCBI's taxonomy places the organism in Eukaryota, Metazoa, Cnidaria, Anthozoa, Actiniaria, Edwardsiidae. The transcript has 3 exons. The record is from RefSeq and is a predicted model, not a curated record. Bases 131 to 541 code for a protein of 136 amino acids.
AACGACGAGUCCUUGAAAGACAACACAACACAAGUUGGAGUUACUUUUUUAAGACCCAAUAGAAGUUUAAUUGCUCCAAUUUCCUUGGUAUCUCGCCGUACUCUAAGUACGAUUCUUCUCGUUAACCGUCAUGGUUUUCGGUAAGAACAAAACAGGAUUGAACUUUGUUCACCAGGACCAAAUCUGGAAAGACCACAUCGGACACGAACACGGAGCGGCGAAGCACUGGCCGGAGAAUUGGGGAUUCCUUAUCGAGCAAUACAAGCAGCUCGCAAAUGAAGACAACAACAUCGAAAACGGCGAGGCAGCAGUACGCGUAAAGCAGAGAAGGGAAAAUUUGAAAUUACCUCCGAUAGACUCGAGUGUGGCGUCUCAAUUAUCUGUAGGAAGGUCAAAGGCAAGAUAUCCUUCAACCACGGCGUCCGAGAUAGGGUGGCGAUCAAGUCAAAGGCAGUGCAACUUGGAGAGAUAUGGAAGAUACACAAAGCAAAAGAGCUCAUUCUUAGGACAAAUGAAGUGGCCACCAGAGGCAAUUGGUUGAUAUACUAAUCGCUGGUUAUUAUUUUUUCUAAAUACAAAUUCCCCUUGACCGCGUGUAUUGCGCCCACGCGCGAUGGUCUAUUUAGGUUCCCUUCAACACGAUACUGACUGCUCCAAAAUUAACUUGUAAUGGUGUUCACACGGGACCGCGCGCGUUUCGUCGGUUUUCACCUAGUUAGCACGGCCCCAUGACAGACCUUACGCAAAUCGACGGCAUUACAAACGACGUCCGCGCUCACCUGCUCAUGGUUAUUUCAAAACGACGGGUGGUUAUAAAACGAAGACCGUAAACCUAAGAACAAAAAUAGAAGACCCUAUAUUGAAGCCCCAGACCCUAUAAAAUCCGUUUCUGCAUUUUUAUCUCUAUCUAACAUUUCUAUGUAACAAAACAGUGCGACAGAGGUUAUUUUUAAUAUUUUUCGAAAAGUGUUCUAAUUUAAAUUUUUAUGUAAAAUCUAUAAGUGUAAUAUAACAAGAAAGUUGUUUUUGUAUAAUACUUGUUUUCGAAUUAUUUGUUGAACUUGUUGCUCUAGGAAAAUAUCAAAAUCCUC